ACGUUUUCGUUUCGUUUUCUGCACUGAGCAGUUAACAGUUAGCCUUUAGGUUUUCAUUCCAAUUGUGUAUCUCAUUCUGCAGCCAGCCGCCGCAGCACCUUCUUUUCCAAGUGCGAGGGAUCACUGCUCCAGCAACUUGCAGACUGUAUUUGAUUAUUUUCGCGAUUCCAGCAAACGGCGAACAAUUGUAAGGUAUUUCAUCGUACUAAAAAAAUCGAAAUCGAACCGGACUAUCAAAUGCCCACAAAUACACCCUAAUGAUUUGGGACCAUUAUUCAAUUUACUCGAUAAGAAUCCACCUUAAUGAAAAGAUAGUAGUUGUUCUGAGCCACCGCUGACGAGCCUGGUUUUCUUCCCAGUUUUUUGAACUAAGCUCAGUGCGAAAGAAAAGAUAUCUCUUUCCAAUUCAUUUUGCCCCUCAAGUUAACAAUGAAGGCGUUUGAAGUUGGUGGAACCACCCUUUGUCUUGCCCUUUUCAGCGAUGUUACUAAUUCUAAAGAACUAUUGGACUUAAUGCAGUCUGCAACACUGGAGCCAGAAGUAGCAUUUUUGAAUGCAUCACUUAUCCCAGAUGUAUUUCCUGUUUUAGCAGCUGCACACAAGGCACUUGUAGCUAAAUCACGGGAUUCACUGACUACACGGACCCUCCAUUCUGAGCUUGUUUACAACUUCUCGGGAUCUAAGCAUAUUUCAGAGUCUUUGAAAAGAUGUGGUAUCGCAGACAACACAAGCUACAUCCUGGCAGCACGCUUUGGUGCUUCGGCUGAUGAGAUGGUGGCCAUAGAAAAACUCAUAAAGGGCAAUGAGAUUGACCUGAAGGAAUUAGAACAAAGAAUAAACCAGGCUCAGAUUCAAAAGCAUUACAAGAUAUCUAAUCUGGAGCUGGAGAUAUCGUCACUUGCAGAUGCUAUAACCUGCAGAAUUGCUGCCAGAGACGCUUUAUAAGCAUUGCACGCCUAUUGCACUAUUCAUUUCAUCUUUUUAUGUGUAAACUAUUAUGUCAGGAUCUCGACUAUAACUUUCCCAACCUUGUGUGAGAUACCAUUCCAUAGAAUUAGAAACCUCCCUUCAUGCUGUUGUGAUUGUUUUUACCUUGGUUUGCUUGUGUUUUACGUCUUGACAAAUUUUGCAAAAACUAGUCAUGGCUACUCAGGCCUUCUAAAAGUAAAAUAUGGCAGGUUGACUGGUUUA
Molecule: messenger RNA, 1191 nt
Organism: Solanum pennellii
Lineage: Eukaryota; Viridiplantae; Streptophyta; Magnoliopsida; Solanales; Solanaceae
Product: EKC/KEOPS complex subunit TPRKB
Exons: 7
Coding region: 430-945 (171 amino acids)
Biological process (GO): telomere maintenance via recombination; tRNA threonylcarbamoyladenosine modification
Cellular component (GO): nucleus; EKC/KEOPS complex; cytosol
Source: RefSeq, a predicted model, not a curated record